AUGGAACCUCGAAAUAAUCCUCCACACCCAGAGAUGUUGUGUAUAGGUGAACUUAAUAACCUUAAUAUCUUGGACAUUGGCAAUAAUCAUUUGAAAGGAGCAAUUUCUUCCAAUAUAUUCAACAUUUCAACAUUGACAAUUUUGCACCUUGGUAAUAAUUUUCUCUCUGGCCUUCUCCCAUCAUAUUUAGGAAUUGGCCUUCCCAACUUGAAGCAAUUAUUACUGGAGGAGAAUGAACUGAGUGGACAAAUUCCAAACAGCAUAUCAAAUGCAUCUAAGCUCAUCAAGUUAGAUUUAUCAUCAAACAAAUUUAGCGGAGCUAUACCCAACAUACUUGGAAAUUUAACAAACUUGAUGGAAUUAGAUUUGGAUGGGAAUGAUUUGAGUGGGUUGAUUCCUGAUACAGUUAACAGAUUUCAUGGCCUUCAACGUUUAAACCUCAACAACAAUAGAUUGCAUGGGUCCAUCAUAAAUGAACUUUGUCAACUCAAAAGUCUAAGUGAGUUGUAUCUUGCCAACAACAUGUUUUCAGGAGCGGUUCCAAGAUGCUUCGGGAAUACUUCUCUAUAG
Prosopis cineraria is the source of this 570-nucleotide messenger RNA. Its product is annotated as receptor-like protein 35. The record is from RefSeq and is a predicted model, not a curated record. Bases 1 to 570 code for a protein of 189 amino acids. The transcript is spliced from 2 exons. Lineage: Eukaryota; Viridiplantae; Streptophyta; Magnoliopsida; Fabales; Fabaceae. Gene Ontology annotation, molecular function: protein binding.